UUAUGGGAACAAUGUUACAGAACAAAACAGAACAGAACAAUUCAGCUACAGGUUCUGGUUCUCAAGUAGAAACCGUUUACAGCUUUGCUUGAGCUGUCGUCCUGUUUUAAACCGGAGGCUUUAUAACAUAUUCCGAAUUUGUGAGCUGCAGGAUCAAAUUAUUCCAACAUAUGCGUGGAGACAUGUGGAAUAUUAAUAUAACUUUAUAAAAAUACGUUCGUAACAAUUUAUCUACUUUUCAGGGGACUGCCGUGUUCAGCCUUCGCCUGCUGUACGCUUUGGGCACGAGCACGAGAGGAAUCGUUUCGGUGACCUUGAAGGGGCGUUGGACAGAGCCUAUAUUCCCUGAUAUUGUCGACUUCUUUAUGCCCUGUUCAUUUGACCCAGACGUAGUGUCGUUCGGCAGCUACACUGAGGUGUGCCCCGGUGGUGGCUCUGGUUACGGGGCUCGGUUAAAUUAUUCGGAAACGCACUACGCCAUAAUUACCUAUAUCGACAGCAUCAGGCGCACCUUCGUCUACGACGACGAGAAGGCAUUUGCUGCCAAGCUGUGCAAAGCAAAAGCCUUGGACUCCGACGUGACGUUUGGCAUCGCCGUCUACGACGUCGACUACGACGACUACGAGAACAAGUGUGCUUCCCUGAACAGAUACAACCGCAACAGCCGCUUGAAGGCGGUGAAGAGGGUAGUGGAGUCUUUCAGGAGGCAGAGUAUGAUUUUUGACGAGAAUAUAUGCAGAAAGACAGCGGUGCCCUAA
Molecule: messenger RNA, 758 nt
Organism: Dermacentor silvarum
Lineage: Eukaryota; Metazoa; Arthropoda; Arachnida; Ixodida; Ixodidae
Exons: 3
Coding region: 366-758 (130 amino acids)
Source: RefSeq, a predicted model, not a curated record